Molecule: messenger RNA, 1212 nt
Organism: Emericellopsis cladophorae
Lineage: Eukaryota; Fungi; Ascomycota; Sordariomycetes; Hypocreales; Bionectriaceae
Product: Nucleolar protein-like protein
Exons: 1
Coding region: 1-1212 (403 amino acids)
Molecular function (GO): RNA binding
Source: RefSeq, a predicted model, not a curated record
AUGUCCAAUAAGGAAGAGAAACGGGCACGCAAAGCCGCGAAGGCUGCUGCGGAACAAAUGCCAGAAACCCAGCCCGACACCACUAUGGCCAACACUACAGACUCGACAACACCGUCAAAACGCAAGGCAUCAGUCGAAGAGCUCGAGGUCGACCUCGCAGCGCCUGAGCCCCCUUCAAAAAGAGCCAAGCGCGCGCUCAAAAAGGGAAAGUCUGCGACCGCGCCCAAGAAACGAGACGACGACCGCGAUCUCACCAAGGACGAUCUCGAGGAUGACGCUCCCAAGGAGCAGCCACGGGGCGAGCACGGGGUCUGGAUUGGCAAUCUGCGUUUCACCGUCACACCACAGGAGCUCAAACAAUGGCUGGUGGAGAACUCGGGCGGUGUUGUUACUGAGGAGGGCAUCACCAGAGUGAAGCUGCCCAUGAACAAGGACAAGGGCGAUGGCUAUGGUGCGCGGAACAAGGGCUUUGCGUAUGUCGACUUUUCAGACCUUGGUCAAAAGGUGGCCGCCAUCGCGCUUUCGGAGACCGAGUGGAUAGGGCGGAAACUCCUGAUCAAAGAUUCGACAUCCUACGAAGGGCGGCCGGCGAAGCCAGCCGAGGGCGCAGAAGAGCUACAAGACCAGAAUGAUGCUUUCAAGAAAGUGGCCGAAGCUAGCCGGAAGAUUUUUGUUGGCAACAUGAGCUUCCAGACCACCGAGGAGGACGUGUACCGCCAAUUUGAAAAGUGCGGUGAGAUCGAAUUCGUCAAGGUGGCUCAGUUCGAGGACAGUGGAAAGUGCAAAGGGUACGGCUGGGUCAAGUUCAAGGACCCGGAAGCGGCCGCGUGGGCGGUCAAGGGCUUCGUCAAGCUCCGGGAACCCAUCGAGACGGAAGAGGACUUCAACGAGGACUCGGGGGAUGAGGAGGAGAGGGAGAAUAAGAGGAAGUACAAGACUACAAAGUGGUGGGUGAACCGCAUGUUGGGCCGCGAGCUGAAGCUGGAGCUAGCGGAGGACGACGCUUCAAGAUACAAGAAGCGGUUCGGCAAGGACGCGCCAAAGGAUGGCGACGGCAAGCCUGUGCAGCCGAAGAGAGAAAAUGGUCCUGGGAGGGCACAUCGGAAGGACGCCGUGGGUGGGAAGCCCAUGCGCGAGGCUCAGGACAUUGACGUGGCUCGCUUGACGGGUGCGGUUGUCAAGUCGACAGGAACAAAGGUCACUUUUGACUAG